This is a messenger RNA of Mercenaria mercenaria, 931 nucleotides long. RefSeq lists its product as uncharacterized. The transcript is spliced from 3 exons. The record is from RefSeq and is a predicted model, not a curated record. Bases 173 to 595 code for a protein of 140 amino acids. Lineage: Eukaryota; Metazoa; Mollusca; Bivalvia; Venerida; Veneridae.
AAUUCAUAGAAUCGCGUAUAUUUUCCUUUCUCGGAAGACCGUUGUUGCUAAGCGGCAGCAACUACGUACGUUUGUUUUGUUUGCGGGUUUAGUCGAAGACAACAGGCAGCAAAGGCCAGACGCUUACGGACCUUCUAUAAAGAAACAGUGCGGGAGAGUAGUAUUGAGCAAUAUGGAAUUAACAAAGAAUUUAUUGCAUUUUGCUGUGCUGUCGUUUGUCGCAUUAGCUGUGAAAGGUUGUGGCCGUUUAAAGUGCUACAAGUGUAACUCCCAGGAUUCGCCGAAUACUUGCGGCGAAAGUAACUUCGACCCCAAUGUUCACGCUAAUGAUGUAGUAAGUGGGAGCGUCUUGAGAAAUAGUGAUAAUGGUGGUACCAGUUGUAUUCGAGGCUGGACUACGAAUGAUCAGGGAACUUAUUAUUACCGUGACAAAUCUAACGCGAAGCUCUGGGAUGGAUGUUCGACCCCACAGGUGUGUGCCUGUAACGAAGACCUGUGUAACUCGAAGGGGUCGCGAGUGACGACAUCUCUAGCGACAACAUCUCUCUUACUCUCUGCAUUAGGAACAGUGUUGGUGAAGAAACUAAUAAUAUGAAGGAAAGAAAUGAGGAAACGACUUAACAUUUGAUGAAUAUAAAAAUAAAGUUUAAAGGGACUAUAUUUUCUCUCAAAAAUCCAUAUAAAGAGAGUGCUCUGAAAGUGACGAACGGUAUAAACUUAUUAACAUAUGAUUUUGCAAGAUAUUCUUAUAAAUAAACAGAAGGUAGUUUACCGUUGCAACGCUUUUGAAAUAAUUCAGAAAAUUUACUUUCUUCUUGCAUGCAUGUUUACCAAUACCAAUCCUUUUAUUUUCAUCUACUAUAUCAUUUUGUAGUGACAUAUGUACAUUCAUUGGUUGAAAUAAACAUGUGAAAAUGUUCACCCAAAAUGU